Molecule: messenger RNA, 2830 nt
Organism: Xenopus laevis (African clawed frog)
Lineage: Eukaryota; Metazoa; Chordata; Amphibia; Anura; Pipidae
Gene: rfwd3.S
Product: ring finger and WD repeat domain 3 S homeolog
Exons: 13
Coding region: 183-2435 (750 amino acids)
Biological process (GO): interstrand cross-link repair; protein ubiquitination
Cellular component (GO): nucleus; PML body; cytoplasm
Molecular function (GO): ubiquitin protein ligase activity; ubiquitin-protein transferase activity
Source: RefSeq, a predicted model, not a curated record
UCUUCCUGUUUCAGACUGACCUCAGGAGACGUUUUGUGUAUCUGGCCAAUCGCUGAUCAGGGGAAUCGGUAGGCGGGGCCAGAGCGGUUGGCGGGGAGAAUAAUCUGAUCUAAUGGAGAGGUUAUAUUGCACAUUGCCGGGCUAAUGGUUUGGCAUUCGAGUACCCACAGUAAGCACUGAAUAUGGCACAAGAAGAAAUGGAGGUGGAUCUUCUUAACCUAUUGAAUCCCAUGUAUUCAAACAGAGAUGUGAGCACAUCACAUCAGCCCCGUGGUAGUGGGCAAGUUCUUUUCCUGCCACCCCCCCUUACAUAUUCAGAUGAUUCCGAGGACCUCUUCUUAGGACCAACGGAGCCACAUGAUGUUAUUGUGUUGGAUUCUGUGGAGGAGGCUCCUGGGCAGGUUGCAGCACCAACUAAUGCUCUACAGAUGCUCCACAGCGCUCUUGAACAGUUACGACAGGCUGCUGAGCAACGCUCCUCUGUACGUCCUACAAGGGUUCAAAGAAGGAGUACCAGGCGGCAUCAAAGAGGAGGGUCACAGCGUACAGCUGGAACUAGUUCUCGUGCUGCGUUGAGUAACUUCUUCCAAAUAAACAGAACCCAAGGCGUGGCUCCUACCUCCGAAAGAGAGGAGAGAAAUGCUGCUUUGAGGACAGAAUCUUCAAGAACUUCACCAGGGGACAGUUCUGAUGAAACUGUGGAACUGAGUGAAGAAGAGGAGGGUGGAGGAGGAAGCUCAACAGAUGUUGAUGAAGUAGAUAUUAAUGCAGGAGCUGCACCACCUGCAGAGCCAGCUCCUGAGGAACUCCAGAUUAAUGUUAUAGAGGUUCAAGCAGAGGCCCCUGAAUCAUUACCUGUUCCUGAAAGUGUCACGUUACCUCUUCAAAUACAAAAAAAACAGAAAACACCAGUGAAACAGUUGUCACCAGUAAAACAUUUGCCACCUGAAGAAGAUGAAGGGGACACAUGUGCAAUCUGCUUUGAGCCAUGGACAAAUGCUGGACAGCACCGUCUUUCUGCCCUGCGCUGUGGUCAUUUGUUUGGCUUCACCUGCAUCGAACGUUGGCUGAAGGGGGGUGCUGCCAAGUGCCCACAGUGCAAUAAAAAAGCAAAACGUGCCGAUAUUGUUGUACUUUAUGCGCGGACACUGAAAGCUCUGGACACAAGUGAGCAGGAACGAAUGAAAAGUUCCCUGGAGAUGGAGCAGAGUAUGCGCAGGAAAGCAGAGUUGGAAUCUGCACAGUGCCGACUGCAGGUUCAGGUGCUAACAGAUGAGUGUGGAAAAUUGCGCAAGCAGAUUCAGGAGUUAAAGAUGCUGAUUGCUCAGCAUGGCACCAGUACCUCCAUGCAGGCUUCUUCCUCUCGAUCCACUAUUUCUGGUAGCCUGUCCUCUAGCCAGGGCCAGCACAAGUACAGCUUUGAGAAAGCCAUCCUAAUCUCUCAGACUGGGAGCUGUCGUGUUAUGUCAUACUGUGAAAGUAUGAGCUGCCUAGUAGUAUCGCAACCUUCACCUCAGACUACACUUAUUCCCGGUUGUGGAAUUAAAAAGCUCAGUGCUGCAAAUCUGAAAAGUAGCCAGUAUGUUCCCAUACAUUCAAAACAAAUCAGGGGCCUUGCAUUCAGCAAUCGUUCUGAUGGCCUGUUGCUCUCAGCAGCUCUUGAUAACACCAUUAAACUCACCAGCUUGAUGACUAAUACUGUGGUACAAACAUAUAACACGGGACGACCCGUCUGGAGCUGCUGCUGGUGCUCUGACAAUAGCAAUUAUGUUUAUGCUGGAUUGAUCAAUGGCUCGGUGCUUGUAUAUGAUCUACGAGACACAAGUAAUUGUGUACAAGAGCUGGUGCCGCUAGGGUCCAGGUGUCCUGUGGUAUCAUUGUCUUAUGUGCCACGGGCUGCUUCUGAAGUCUUUCCUUGUGGAGGUGUGCUGGUUGGGACCUUAGAGGGUGCAUGCUUCUGGGAAAUGAAAGAUGAUCAGUAUCGGCCACAUGUCCUUCCUUUGGAGCCUGGGGGUUGUACAGACAUACAGAUAGAGAGCAAUACACGGCACUGUCUUGUUACUUACCGUCCUGGUAAAAACCAUAAUUAUGUACGUGGCGUGAUGAUGGAGCUGACCAGUAACCGGCUGAAUGACUCAGAAGAUGAGUACAGUUGUUCCUGUUACCCUGUUCAAACUUUUAAUGCAGGUAACACUUGCAAGCUUCUCACCAAGAAUGCCAUAUUUCAGAGCCCUGAGAGAGAUGGCACUAUUCUGGUUUGUGCUGGUGAUGAAGCUUCAAACUCUGCAAUGCUUUGGCAUUCAGGAAAUGGUACUCUUCUUCAGAAGCUUCAAGCGGACCAGCCUGUUUUAGACAUCUGUCCCAUGGAAGUAAACCAGAGCAGUAUGCUGGCCACUUUAACAGAGAAGAUGAUAAAAAUCUACAAAUGGGAAUAACAUGUCUCUUCAAAAGAUUUUUUUUUGCAUAUCUUUCUGGCAGCAUAGAAAGUCUUCCUAGUCGUCAUCCUGAUCUUACCUGUGACACCGAGAUGUGCCAGGUCUCUAACUAAAAUUCAUCUGAAAUUCACUAAUUUAUGUACAGUAAUAGUUUGUUCAGCAUCUACGUAUUUAAUUUCAUUCCUACGAAAAAACGUCACAGCAUAAAAUUGUGUGGAAUCCUAUUGUAAUUUUAAAACACUUUUUUUUUUUUUUUCUGGGAAGACCCUGUCCAGUGGCUUUCUUUAAAAAUAAUGCCUGUUUGUAUGUCUCUUGUAUAUAUUUUCAUUGUAAUUGUAAAACCAUUUCCUUGUUCCCUUCUGUCCCAAUAAAGACUACUCAUUUUAUUACCAAAA